This is a messenger RNA of Anolis sagrei ordinatus, 2777 nucleotides long. It is a transcript of the gene CYBA, whose product is annotated as cytochrome b-245 alpha chain. Gene Ontology annotation, molecular function: heme binding. NCBI's taxonomy places the organism in Eukaryota, Metazoa, Chordata, Lepidosauria, Squamata, Anolidae. The record is from RefSeq and is a predicted model, not a curated record.
CAGUGGUUGCGCCUUUGGAGAGGUCGGGUGCCUCUUUCUGUGUCUCUCUUCUCCAAACCGGGGGGAAAGGAAGGGAAGGAGGGGCAGGAAGGGACGUAGCCGGCGGCCCGGACUAGCCCUGCCCCGCUGCUGGGAGCCCUUCCCGGCCGGAUCCCUGCCCUCGGGCCCCUUCGCCCCUUCCCCUCCCUUUCUCCCUCCGGAGCGCCAAAGGAGCAGCAGCCAUGGGGCGCAUCGAGUGGGCCAUGUGGGCCAACGAGCAGGCGCUGGCUUCGGGGCUGAUUCUAGUGGCCGGCGGCAUCGUGGCUGUUUCGGGACAGUUCAAACGUUGGGAAUUUGCAGCGUAUGCCAUAGCAGCCGGGGUUUUUAUUUGCCUCCUGGAAUAUCCGAGAGGGAAGCGGAAAAAGGGCUCCACGAUGCAGAGAUGCGGCCAGCAGUAUUUCACUCCCGUUGUGAAGGUGUUUGGACCCCUCACCAGAAAUUACUAUGUCCGGUCCAUCUUACAUGCUUGCUUGGCCGUUCCUGCAGGAUUCCUCUUGGCCACGAUCCUGGGGACAGUUUGCCUUGCCAUCGCAAGUGGCAUCUACUUACUGGCAGCCACCCGCGGCGAAGAGUGGCAACCCAUUGAGUCCAAGCCCAAGGAGCGGCCCCAAGUUGGGGCCACUAUCAAGCACCCCCCAACCAACCCUCCGCCUCGGCCACCGCCGGAAGCCCGCAAGAAGCCUGCAGAGGACGAUGCUGGCAUUGGCGGCCAAGAAAACCCCAUUGAGGUCCAAGUGGAAGCGGAGUGAAGGGCAGAUGGAGGAUGCAGGGGUCAGGAGGAAAUGUGGAGGGUCUCACAUACGGCCCCCCAUCCUCUGCCUUCAUGGACUGUUUCUCUUCACCAUGCCAAACACUCCUCAGUCUUUCCUGUUGCGUUGAUAAUGGCUGCCGUAUUGCUUGCUGGUUUUUCAUCACCAUGCCAAACACUCCCCAGUCUUUCCUGUUGUGUCAAAAAGGGCCGCCAUAGUUCUUGACCAGUGAUGGCCAUAUUGCUUGACCGAUACCUGCCAUCUUGCUUGAUGAUUUUUCAUCACCAGGCCAAACACUCCCUAGUCUUUCCUGUGGCAUCAGUAAUGGCCAAUAUAUUGCUUGAUCAGUGGCCACCAUAUUCCUUGACCAAUGGCUGCCAUAUUUCUUGACCAGUGGCUGCCAUAUUGCUUGACAGUUUUUCAUCACCACACCCAACACUCCCUAGUCUUUCUUCUUGUGUCAAUAAGGGCUGCCAUAGUUCUUGACCAGUGAUGGCCAUGUUGCUUGACCAAUGGUAACCAUAUUGAUUGGAGGUUUUCAUCACCAGGCUCUUUCCUCUUGCCUCGAUAAUGGCUGCCAUAUUACUUGACCAGUGCUGGCCAUAUUGCUUGGCCAGUGGUGCCCCUAAUCUUUGACCAACAGUGGCCCUAUUGCUUGAACAGUGGUGGCCAUACUCCUUGACCAACAGUGGCCAUAUUGCUUGACCAGUGGUGGCCAUAGUACUUGACCAGUGGUGGCUAUAUUGCUUAACCAGUGGUGGCCAUAUUGCUCGACCACCAGUGGCCAUGUUGCUCAACCAACAGCAAACAUAUUGCUUGACCAAUGGUGGCCAUAUUACUUGACCAAUGGUGGUCUUAUUGCUUGACCAAUGGUGGUCAUAUUGCUCAACCAAUAGUGGCCAUAUUGCUCGACCAAUAGUGGCCAUAUUGCUUGACCAAUAGUGGCCAUAUUGCUCAAACAACGGUGGCCAUAUAUGCUUGAACCAUGGUGGCAUAUUGCUCGAUCAGUAGUGGCCAUAUUGCUUGAUCAAUAGUGGUCAUAUUGCUUGAACAAUAGCGGCCGUAGUGCUUGACCCAUAGUGGCCUUAUUGCUUGAUCAAUGGCAGCCAGAUUGCUUGACCAAUGGUGGUCAUAUUGCUUGACCAGUAGUGGCCAUAUUGCUCAAACAACAGUGGCCAUAUUGCUCAACCAAUGGUGGCCAUAUUACUUGACCAAUGGUGACAUUACUUGACCAAUGGUGGCCUUAAUUCUUGAUCAAUAGUGGCCAUAUUGCUCAACCAAUAGUGGCCAUAUUGCUUGACCAAUAGUGGUCAUAUUGCUCGAACAACAGUGGCCAUAUUGCUUGACCCAUGGUGGCCUUAUUGCUUGAUCAAUGGCAGCCAGAUUGCUUGACAAAUGGUGGUCAUAUUGCUCGACCAAUAGUGGCCAUAUUGCUCGAACAACAGCGGCCAUAUUGCUCAACCAAUGGGGGCUACAUUACUUGACCAAUGUUGACAUUACUUGACCCAUGGUGGCCUUAUUGCUUGAUCAAUAGUGGCCUUAUUGCUUGACCCAUGGUGGCCUUAUUGCUUGAUCAAUGGCAGCCAGAUUGCUUGACCAAUGGUGGUCAUAUUGCUCGACCAAUAGUGGCCUUAUUGCUCAAAUAACAGCGGCCAUAUUGCUCAACCAAUGGUGGCCAUAUUACUUGACCAGUGGUGGCCUUAUUGCUUGACCAAUGGUAGCCAGAUUGCUCACCCAAUGGUGGUCAUAUUGCUCGACCAAUGGCGGCCUUAUUUGCUUGAACAAUGGUGGCUUUAUUACCCGACCAGCAGCGGCCAUAUUCCUUGACCAAUGGUGGCCAUAUUGCUUGACCAAUGGUGGCCAUAUGAGGACAGGACACUGUUUCUAAUUUUGCUGAAAUUGAGAAGCCUCUCCCCUUUCCAUAUCUCUUUCUAUUCUCUAUAGAGUUUCUUGUGUUUUUACAUUGUAAUAAAAUGACUUCAAUUGUCA